This is a messenger RNA of Dreissena polymorpha, 1600 nucleotides long. RefSeq lists its product as uncharacterized. Bases 150 to 821 code for a protein of 223 amino acids. The record is from RefSeq and is a predicted model, not a curated record. Lineage: Eukaryota; Metazoa; Mollusca; Bivalvia; Myida; Dreissenidae. The transcript is spliced from 6 exons.
GUUUGUUCUGAAAGUUUACGUUGACAGAUGAUGGUUCAAGCGUUUUAGAACAAGGAUACAUUCAAGCGCCUAUCGGUUUCCGAUAAACAAGACGGUGUCGACUGUAAACUUUACCGCAGGCGAAUCUGGGCGAACCGUGAACUAAAACAAUGGCAGCUCAAAUAUACAUUUUGACUGCAACAGUCAACAUCGGUCAGCAAGGUGGAGUGGACCUGCCAGGAUGCAUGGAAAAAAUACAAAAGCUGAUGUGUUCCUACUCUGGUGCUACAAAAUGUGUUCACAAAUAUAAGGUGACUGGAGAGGCUACUGUUGUGGCAGUGUUUGAGGUUUCCAAUGUGAUAGGCCUGGAGCGCACAGUUGCGGGCCUUGCUCGCCUCGGUAACAUCGACGUCACAUGCAAGCCUCUCAUCCACUACGGGAAGUUUGCAGAGUACCUGGAUGUGCCAAACAGCUCCCACCUGCUGUCUGAGAACUCCUUAGCCUCAGAUAAACAGCUCCUCUGGCUGCAGUUCACUUUGGAAUAUCCAGGCAAGUCUACACAAGAUCUGGUGGCCACUUGGGCGCGUGAAGCAGCAGCGGUCAUCAAUGCCAGAAGUGGCGGUCUUCAUUUGGAGCUGUAUAAAAACGUGAUGGAGAGAAAGGUUCACUGUUUUAUUGCCAUUGACCCCAUUGCGGGAGAUAAGCUGUCCUUUGAACUGCCAGUGAUGCAAGAGAAUGGGAAUGGAGUGACCAUAGUGGCCCACGCAGUACACAACCUUGACGACUACUGCUCACGAAUCUCCUCUGAAACCUUCCCAAACACUGUCAGCAUGCAUGAUUGAUUGCUAGAUUUGUAGAUAUAUUAUUUAUAUUUUCAAUGUUGAUGUCUGUGACUUCAUUGGCCUCGACAUAAGGACCUGCCAUGGAAUGUUUUACAAAAUUGUUGCUACAAUGCAAUGAUUAAUUCAAGAAUUGCUGACUUAAUAUUUAAAUGUUGGAAUCUGUGGACCUGACAAUGUGACUGAUUGGCUUGUAAAAUGCUCAGAGCUAGGCAAGAAAUGUUAAGUGAUUGUACUAGGCAAUAAUCUCCCAAGGAAUAUUAACGUUCAGCUUAAUUAAUGUUGAAUGUCUAAAACGAGAUGGUGGGUUAUUGCAAAUGAGCGAAGUUCUGGUUAGUGAAGGACUAGACAGUUAAGUAAGGUUGUUUAUUUUUGACUUUGUACUUGCAACCGUGAUCAUAAAUCCCUUUCAAAAAGAAAUGUGUUGCCAUCAUAUAUUUUUGCUUAUUUUUCACAUAUAAACAUCUACAUUAGAACUUUCAUCACCAUGAACCAUUAAUAGCAAAAUAUUAAUGGCACAGUAUUUUUAAGUCCUUUAGAAUUUUACUAACAUUUAAUUUUGGUUUCUAAACAAAACUAGAUUAAAUGCAUAUUUCAGGUUUUAAAAUUUGAAUUAAUUAUGCUUUAGUGAAUUGCUUUGUUUGAAAAAAUGUGUAACUUUGUACACCAUGGUUUAUUGUUUAUUUUAGUACAAAUGGAAUUAAAAUGUGCAUUCAUAUACAAAUGCAUACUGCAAUUAUAUGCUGCUACACAUAAAUGAAUGCAAUACAUUGGUUAUUUUA